AUGGUUAUAGAGAACGAAUCACCUGCAGUCCGACUACGACGAAAACUCACUGCAUUAUCAGACGAAUAUUCUAAAGACAAACAAAUUCAUCCACGUAGUAAAUCUGUUAAUAGUCGAGUACCAGCAACAUCAGAUCCAAAUGCUAGUCUUCGUUAUCGACGAAUGAGACGAAAAGUUGACGUUCUUCGUACACAAAUAGACGCAGCUUUACACGAUAAUUAUCUUUCAACAACAGAAUUAAAUUCCGUCAAGGAUAUGAUUCCAACACGUGAUGAUGAUGCACCAUUUAAAAAGAAAAAUGAUGAACAAAACCUUGUGACAAGUGAACUUAUCCAAGUAUUACAUAGUAAACAGACGAAAAUCGAUGAACUGGAACAACAAUUGAAGGACAUCGAACAACAAGAAUCUCAAUGGAAGGCAAAAUACGAACGAGAAUGUCAUCGACGUGAAUCAAUACAAAAAAAAUUGAUUGAACUUGAAAAAGAAUUGCAAAAUAGACAAUGUCAAUCAAUAUUACUUGGACAAUUACAAACUGAUGUUGAACGACUUCAUUUAGCUUUCAAUGCUCUUGAAGCGGAAAAUAAUCAACUUAAUUCACAAUUAUCAAUGGUACAAAAUACUUGUCCAUCAUCAGCUCGUCUUUCAUCUCAACUUGAGAAAUUUCGACAUGAAUUAGCCCAAACAUGUCAUGAAUCAUUGUGUUAA
Messenger RNA from Adineta steineri, 705 nucleotides. NCBI's taxonomy places the organism in Eukaryota, Metazoa, Rotifera, Eurotatoria, Adinetida, Adinetidae. The record is from the annotation of a GenBank genome assembly.